Laccaria bicolor S238N-H82 is the source of this 3039-nucleotide messenger RNA. Its product is annotated as 2-oxoglutarate dehydrogenase complex E1 component, mitochondrial precursor. The record is from RefSeq and is a predicted model, not a curated record. The coding region runs from base 1 to 3039 and encodes 1012 amino acids. NCBI's taxonomy places the organism in Eukaryota, Fungi, Basidiomycota, Agaricomycetes, Agaricales, Hydnangiaceae. Gene Ontology annotation, biological process: tricarboxylic acid cycle. The transcript is spliced from 9 exons. Gene Ontology annotation, cellular component: mitochondrion; oxoglutarate dehydrogenase complex. Gene Ontology annotation, molecular function: thiamine pyrophosphate binding; oxoglutarate dehydrogenase (succinyl-transferring) activity.
AUGUUGUCCCGGAGACUACUACGGGGCUUGCCAUCAACAAACCGCGCGUCGAGGCAUCUUCAGUCAAUUUUAGCCAACCGACAGCACCCCGUGCGUAGCUAUGCCGCGGCUCCUUCCCCAAACGACGCCUUCGCUAAUGGUAGCAACGCCUACUACGCCGAUGAGAUGUACCGUUUAUGGAAAGAAGAUUCAAAAUCCGUGCACCCGUCAUGGGACGUCUACUUCUCCGGCCUUGACAAGGGACUGCCCAGUUCCGUGGCAUUUCAACCCCCUCCUUCCACACAUUUACCACAUCCCUCCGACGGAGCGCCCGCUCUUUAUUCCAACGGAGGUGGCGAUCUCGAUGUUCACUUGAAAGUGCAACUUCUUGUCCGAGCCUACGAAGUGCGGGGGCACCAUGUGGCUGAACUGGACCCUCUUGGCAUUCUUGAUGCUGAUUUAGCCGAUGUCAAGCCACCUGAGCUCGAACUCAGUCGUUACGGUUUCACUGAACGUGAUCUCGACAGGGACAUCACCUUGGGCCCCGGUAUCCUUCCCCAUUUCGCUACUGAAGGGCACAAAACCAUGAAGCUCCGCGAUAUCAUUAAGCUUUGCAAGCGCAUAUAUUGCGGAGCCGUCGGUAUACAAUACAUCCACAUUCCUGACAAAGAACAAUGUGACUGGAUUCGGGAACGCGUCGAAACGCCUAAACCUUGGAACUACACCGUUGACGAGAAGCGUAUGAUCCUCGACCGCCUCAUCUGGUCAGAGUCCUUCGAGAAAUUCAUGGCUAGCAAAUAUCCCAACGAGAAGCGUUUCGGAUUGGAAGGAUGCGAAUCUCUCAUCCCCGGUAUGAAAGCCCUGAUCGACCGUUCCGUCGAUCACGGCGUCAAGCACAUAACCAUCGGCAUGCCUCAUCGAGGCCGUCUUAACGUCCUCGCCAAUGUCAUCCGAAAACCUAUUGAAGCCAUUUUGAAUGAGUUCUCUGGUGACAACGCGGGUGACUGGCCCGCUGGUGAUGUCAAAUACCAUCUUGGUGCCAAUUAUGUUCGCCCAACUCCCUCAGGAAAGAAGGUGUCCCUUUCCUUAGUUGCCAACCCUUCCCACUUGGAAGCUGAGGAUCCAGUCGUCCUUGGAAAGACUCGUGCUAUUCAGCAUUUUGAGGGAGACGAGACUACUCAUAAUACCGCUAUGGGUGUGUUGCUCCACGGAGAUGCUGCUUUCGCUGGUCAGGGCAUCGUUUAUGAGACUAUGGGGCUCCACAAUCUUCCGUGGUAUGGUACCGGAGGCACCAUCCAUCUUAUCGUGAACAACCAGAUUGGGUUCACCACUGACCCCCGGUUCUCCCGAUCUACGUCUUACCCCUCCGAUCUUGCAAAAACCAUUGACGCUCCCAUCCUCCACGUAAACGGCGACAACGUUGAGGCUGUCAACUUCGUCUGCCAACUUGCUGCGGACUACCGCGCCAAGUACAAGAAGGACGUCGUUAUUGAUAUUGUCUGCUACCGCCGCUAUGGGCACAAUGAAACCGAUCAGCCUAGCUUUACUCAGCCCAGGAUGUACAAGGCCAUUGAGAAGCAGCCCACCCCUCUCACUCAGUACACCAAGUUCUUGGUUGGCCGAGGAACAUUCACCGAAAAAGACAUUGAGGAGCACAAGACCUGGGUAUUGGGUAUGCUUGAGAAGGCUGCUGCUGGCGCCAAGGAUUACGUUCCCUCAAGCAAGGAAUGGCUCUCAGCUGCGUGGUCAGGAUUCCCAGGCCCUAAACAGCUAGCUGAGCAGACCCUCCCUACCCGUGCUACUGGUUCUGACGCAGAGACGCUCCAACGCAUCGGCAAAGCCAUUUCCUCUUACCCAACCGGCUUCACCCCACAUCGCAAUCUCGCUCGUAUUCUUGGGACUCGCGGUAAAACAGUUGAAGAAGGUGCUAACAUCGACUGGUCGACCGCUGAGGCUCUUGCCUUCGGUUCUCUCGCUCUGGAAAAGAUUCACGUUCGCGUUUCAGGUCAAGAUGUGGAGCGUGGUACCUUCUCCCAACGUCAUGCCGUCAUCCACGACCAAAUCAAUGAGCAGCAGUACAUUCCCCUGAACGACCUUGGGUCUAGCCAAGCACGAUUCGUCAUCUGCAACUCCUCGUUAUCCGAAUUCGGUACCCUUGGAUUUGAACUUGGAUACUCACUUGUCUCUCCAGAUUCCUUGACCGUCUGGGAAGCGCAAUUUGGUGACUUUGCCAACAACGCUCAAUGUAUCAUUGACCAGUUCAUUGCGGCUGGCGAAAGGAAAUGGCUUCAGCGUACUGGUUUGGUUGUUAACCUCCCCCACGGUUAUGAUGGUCAGGGCCCUGAGCAUUCCAGCGGCAGAAUUGAGCGUUUCUUGCAAUUGUGUGAUGACCAUCCCCACCACUUCCCCACCCAGGAAAAGGUUGAGCGUCAACAUCAGGAUUGCAACAUGCAAGUUGUCUACCCCACGACUCCAGCGAACUACUUCCACGUCCUUCGUCGCCAGAUUCACCGUGACUUCCGCAAGCCUCUUAUCCUCUUCUUCUCCAAGAGUCUCCUGCGCCACCCCAAAGCUCGCUCGAGUCUUGAUGAGAUGAUUGGAGACACUCACUUCCAACGCUAUAUCCCAGAACCUCACGAUUCAGGUUUGGUCGCUCCUGAGCAGAUCACUCGACAUAUCCUUUGCUCUGGCCAGGUCUACCACACGUUGUUGCAAGCUCGUGAGGAGAGAGGCAUCAAGGACAUUGCCAUCAGCCGUAUUGAACAACUCUCUCCCUUCCCUUACGACUUGAUCACUCCCCACCUUGACCUCUACCCCAAUGCCAGCCUUCUCUGGUGCCAGGAGGAGCCUCUCAACAACGGUGCCUGGAGUUACGUCGGUCCUCGCAUCUACACCGCUGCUGGAAAGACCCAACAUCAUAAAGGGAAAUAUCCGUUCUACGCAGGACGUGAACCCACCAGCUCUGUCGCUACUGGAAGCAAGCUCCAACACAAGAAAGAAAUUGAAGCAUUCCUUGACACUGCUUUCACCGCGCAGCCCGGUCAUGCGGGACAAUCAUAG